This is a messenger RNA of Haliotis rubra (blacklip abalone), 2469 nucleotides long. RefSeq names its product latent-transforming growth factor beta-binding protein 4-like. The record is from RefSeq and is a predicted model, not a curated record. Lineage: Eukaryota; Metazoa; Mollusca; Gastropoda; Lepetellida; Haliotidae. The transcript is spliced from 17 exons. Bases 1 to 2469 code for a protein of 822 amino acids. Gene Ontology annotation, molecular function: calcium ion binding.
AUGUCGCGUUUACAUAAGUUUGAACAGUGUCGUGGUGACUUUGACGAUGAGGUCAAGGGCACCAACAUGGUCUGGUGGCUGCGGAAUCCCCCAAGCCUCACAAAUAUGCCUCAGCACACCAUGUCUAAAUGGAGGGAUCUGUCAUCCUUCCGGUGCAACCGGCUUCAGAUGUAUGAUGUAAAUGAGUGUGAAGAAGAUGCAAAAUCAUGUCAUUCCAAAGCUGUGUGUAUCAACACCGACGGAUCAUACACCUGCACUUGUUCUGAUGGAUUUGAAGGAAAUGGAACCACCUGUGCAGAUAAGAAUGAGUGCGAUGAAACGAAAAGUCCAUGUGAUGCCAACGCUGUGUGUACCAACACUGAAGGAUCAUACACCUGCACUUGUUCUGAUGGAUUUGAAGGAAAUGGAACCACCUGUGCAGAUGAUGUAAAUGAGUGUGAAGAAGAUGCAAAAUCAUGUCAUUCCAAAGCUGUGUGUAUCAACACCGACGGAUCAUACACCUGCACUUGUUCUGAUGGAUUUGAAGGAAAUGGAACCACCUGUGCAGAUAAGAAUGAGUGCGAUGAAAAGAAAAGUCCAUGUGAUGCCAACGCUGUGUGUACCAACACUGAAGGAUCAUACACCUGCACUUGUUCUGAUGGAUUUGAAGGAGAUGGAACCACCUGUGCAGAUAAGAAUGAGUGCGAUGAAAAGAAAAGUCCAUGUGAUGCCAACGCUGUGUGUACCAACACUGAAGGAUCAUACACCUGCACUUGUUCUGAUGGAUUUGAAGGAGAUGGAACCACCUGUGCAGAUAAGAAUGAGUGCGAUGAAAAGAAAAGUCCAUGUGAUGCCAACGCUGUGUGUACCAACACUGAAGGAUCAUACACCUGCACUUGUUCUGAUGGAUUUGAAGGAGAUGGAACCACCUGUGCAGAUAAGAAUGAGUGCGAUGAAAAGAAAAGUCCAUGUGAUGCCAACGCUGUGUGUACCAACACUGAAGGAUCAUACACCUGCACUUGUUCUGAUGGAUUUGAAGGAGAUGGAACCACCUGUGCAGAUAAGAAUGAGUGCGAUGAAAAGAAAAGUCCAUGUGAUGCCAACGCUGUGUGUACCAACACUGAAGGAUCAUACACCUGCACUUGUUCUGAUGGAUUUGAAGGAGAUGGAACCACCUGUGCAGAUAAGAAUGAGUGCGAUGAAAAGAAAAGUCCAUGUGAUGCCAACGCUGUGUGUACCAACACUGAAGGAUCAUACACCUGCACUUGUUCUGAUGGAUUUGAAGGAGAUGGAACCACCUGUGCAGAUAAGAAUGAGUGCGAUGAAAAGAAAAGUCCAUGUGAUGCCAACGCUGUGUGUACCAACACUGAAGGAUCAUACACCUGCACUUGUUCUGAUGGAUUUGAAGGAGAUGGAACCACCUGUGCAGAUAAGAAUGAGUGCGAUGAAAAGAAAAGUCCAUGUGAUGCCAACGCUGUGUGUACCAACACUGAAGGAUCAUACACCUGCACUUGUUCUGAUGGAUUUGAAGGAGAUGGAACCACCUGUGCAGAUAAGAAUGAGUGCGAUGAAAAGAAAAGUCCAUGUGAUGCCAACGCUGUGUGUACCAACACUGAAGGAUCAUACACCUGCACUUGUUCUGAUGGAUUUGAAGGAGAUGGAACCACCUGUGCAGAUAAGAAUGAGUGCGAUGAAAAGAAAAGUCCAUGUGAUGCCAACGCUGUGUGUACCAACACUGCAGGAUCAUACACCUGCACUUGUUCUGAUGGAUUUGAAGGAGAUGGAAGCACAUGUGCAGCGACAGAUCCAUGCCUUGGCUCACCAUGUACAAAUGAAGGGAUCUGUGAGAAGGCUUCUGGUAAAGUCAGCUUCGGUUGUAUAUGUAAGGUCGGAUUCACUGGACAAACAUGUGAAAGAGAAUGUGAACAAGAAAAAAUGGACAUUCUUCUCAUAGAUGAUGUUUCUACAUCCAUUUCGGAAGAAAAUUACAAGAAAAUGAAGAACUUUGAAGUUGCAUUGGUCAGUUCUUCUGAUAUCGAGUCCAACGUGGUAAAUGUGGCACUGGUGACUUUUGCAGGAGAGGCAAAGUUGGUGUUUCCACUGAAGUCAUACAGAGACAACAAAACAGCUGCUGUUCAAGCUGCUAAAGUUCCCCACUACGAAGGCGGUUCGACGUUCCUUGGUGAUGCUAUCAAAAUGGCUGUAUCUGAUGUGUUUGUCGGGAGCAACGGCGACCGCUCUGAUGCUGAAAAUGUAGCUAUCAUAUUUACGGAUGGUAAAAGUAGUCAGGUGUCUGUCAUUGCCAGCAACAUAGGCGGUCUUCAUGCAGAGGCAACUGUCUUUGUUGUUCCCGUGACAGCAGACAUAAACAAUUCUACCAUAAUCAUGGCUGCGUCACCUCCCUAUCAAGACCAUGUUUUCCCUAUAAGCAAUCCUUUGGCCCUUGAUACAAUCAAGAAGAGAACCAUCUAUGAGAGGUGCAACCCGUAA